Vicia villosa (hairy vetch) is the source of this 2630-nucleotide messenger RNA. RefSeq names its product probable inactive DNA (cytosine-5)-methyltransferase DRM3. The record is from RefSeq and is a predicted model, not a curated record. The transcript is spliced from 12 exons. Gene Ontology annotation, cellular component: nucleus. Lineage: Eukaryota; Viridiplantae; Streptophyta; Magnoliopsida; Fabales; Fabaceae. The coding region runs from base 216 to 2489 and encodes 757 amino acids.
UACUGUCCUGUAAAACGUUAAUUGUACUUCUCACUCUUCACCUCUGUACCUGUUCGUAACCCAACCCAACCCAACCCUGUUUCACCUUUUCUGAGUGAAGCGAGUGUACACCACGCGCCACCGCACUAUCAUCUAAUUCACCCCGAUCAGGCUUUUGCAAUUUUGAUCGGAGUCGCGGGGUGAAUUAACAACAUUUUGUUAUCGGUACUGGUGAAAUGGCUGGUACUUCAAGUGGAAGAGAAGGAAAAAAUGUUGUUUUCCCAAAAACUGAGGACUUUGAUUAUGGAAUUUCACCUUAUACUACUCUUUCAAGGGGUUUUGGGGAAACUGCUGCAAGUUCAUCCGGAAGCAAAGUACGGGCGUUCUUUAUUGGGAUGGGAUUCCUGCCGGGUCUUGUUGAUAAAGUGAUAGAAGAGAAUGGUGAAGAAAAUUCCGACGCGUUAUUAGAAAUUCUCUUGAGAUCUUCGACAAAUGGUGACUCAUCAGAUUCUUUGGAAGGCUCUCUUAAUACAAACCAGCAUAGAAGUAUCCCAAAUUUCUUUCCCAAUGCUCACUCAAACGAGGCUAUUCAAAUAUCAAAUUCACAAUCUUCUGAUUCUCUCGAUAGUUUGUUUGAUGAUAAGGAUCCUCCCGAAGUUUCCACGGUCAAUCAACCAAAAGAGGAGCCUGACGAGCUUAGUGACGAUAUUGAAGACAAAAGUGGUACCUUAUUGAUGAUGAAUUUCUCUGUGGAGGAAGUUGAAUUUGCAAUCCGUAAACUUGGCAAUAAAGCAUCAAUUCCUGAGCUGGUGGACUUCAUCUUUGCUGCCCAGAUUGCUAAAGUAAUGAAAAAGGAGGAAGCAGAAGAAGAUGAUAUCACCUGUUAUGUUCGAGAAAAGGAGAUUAGCCAUGAAGAACUCUACGGAAUUAUGGCAAAAACGCUUCAGUUGUUUGAAAUGGGCUUCUCUGAGAAUGAAAUAUCCUCAGCAGUUGAUAAAUUAGGUCCAGAUGUUCCAAUUUCAGAGCUUGCAAACUUUAUUUUUGCAGAACAAAAUGGGACUGAAUAUGUGAUGGAAUAUAAGUAUCCCUCUGGUCCUGCUUAUUCUUGGAUCAAAGAAGAACAGGAAACCGAUUUGUAUGGUACAUCAGAAGUGAAAGUUGAGGAUUUCAGUCAUGAGCCUUCACAGUCAAGGCAGGUGAACUUUGAGGGAACUAGCACUGGCAAAAGGGUGAACUUCGAGGGCAUUAGCAACGGCAAAAGGGUGAACUUUGAAGGAACUAGCACUGGCAAAAGGGUGAACUUUGAGGGAACUAGCACUGGCGAAAGGGUGAAGGAAGAAGAUUACAUUGAUGAAUUUACCGAUGACGUGAAAUAUUCUGACAUAAUGGAAAAUGACAGAAAUAAGAGGCCAAAAUAUGAACAUGAUGAUAUUUCAAACGGUAGUCUUGAUCCUUAUUGGGUGGAAGAAAAGGUGGAUACAAUUGUUGCCACAAUGUCGAGACGUAACAGAUCAAAUCCAUCCAGGAGUCUAAGCAGUGUGGCAGCAAAGCCUCCAUUUUUCUUAUUUGGAAAUGUUUCGAACAUAACAUACGAGUCAUGGAAAAAAAUGAGUCAGUUUCUGUAUUGUAUUGAACCUGAAUUUGUGAACACCGAGUUCUUUUCGGCCUUGAAUAGAAUAGAAGGUUACAUUCACAAUCUUCCAACAGAAAACAGGUUCCACAUUCUUCCUAAGCCGCCUAUGACUAUCGAGGAAGCAGUACCGCGGGCAAAGAAAUGGUGGCCUCCUUGGGAUUCAAGGAAGCAGCUGAACUGUAAUUAUUAUGAAACUCGUGGAAUAACUCAACUUUGUGAUAGACUAGGAAGGGAUCUUGCUGACGCUGGGGGAGUACUCACAUCUCAACAGCAGAGAGACAUUCUUCGGUAUUGUCGCGGUUUGAAUCUUGUGUGGACUGGUAAACACAAACUUGGUCCAAUAGAGCCUGAACACAUGGAGCGUAUCUUAGGCUAUCCUUUGAAUCACACUCAAUCUGCUGAAUGUGAUUUGACAGAAAGACUUAAACUGCUAAGAUGCUGUUUCCAGACAGAUACAUUAGGAUAUCAUCUUUCGGUAUUGAAGCCCAUUUUUCCGAAUGGACUGACACUGUUGUCGAUUUUUAGUGGUAUCGGCGGGGCUGAAGUUUCCCUUCACCGCCUUGGUAUUAAAAUAAAAGCUCUUGUAUCAGUUGAGACUUCUCCAACUAAGAGGAAGAUUCUCGAGAAGUGGUGGCGCAGUUCUGGACAAACCGGGACUUUGGUUCAGAUCGAAGAUAUCCAAAAGCUGGCCAGUAAAAAGUUUGAGAAUCUAAUCAGUAAACUCGGUGUUUUUGACUUGGUCAUUUAUCAGAACCCGUGCUCUCAGCCAAUUGCCAGGCCUCAGGAAGUUGGAAGUAUGUCAGCUUUAGAGUUUUCAAUAUUUUGCGAGUCUGUUCGUGUUUUACAACGCGUACGAGGUCUGUGUGAAAGGAUGUGAGUCGAUGUUUUCGUAACUUGUUGUGUAGUAAAAUCAAAUUGGUCGUUGUUUUUGGUUGCAUGGCACCUUGUUUUUUAGAUUUCCUGACAAGGUGGUUGUUGUAAAAUAUGUGACUUUUUCAGUGCAGGGAAUUUGUAGACU